UAUAACAAUAGACGCUGGGUCUUAAUUCUUACGCUCUCGACGCUACGACGACUAUGAGGAAGCUUUUCGGUGCUUUGUCCGUCUAGAAAGUAGCAUAUCUCCCUGCAAAUAGAACAGAUCCAGAUGGAAAAUUCGGCCUUUCUGGAGGAAACGUUGCCCGAGGAGGAGAAGGAGUUUCAGAAGAUGAUAGCUGUGAUCGGGGGUAAAGAGAGAAUCUAUUUGAUCAGCGAUGCCGGUCAAAGUAAAGACGUGGGAGGGGGUAUCUCUGGACUUUUGCGGGAGUUUAUACUUGACAUGUUUCAUUUUUCUCACACAAGCAGUGAUAGCGACACUGUGAGGGAAAACCACAUUUUCGGUAAGACAGACACAGUCAAUUGUAGUGAAAUACCUCUAGCAGUGAGCCCAAAGGACUUGGAUUUGAGAGCAUGUGCGGUGCGAGAGGACAUGGAGAAGGAGAAACGCAGCUGCAGUGCUCAGACAACAGCAACGAGGGGGGCAAAUAUUUACAGCCUGAAGCGAGUGAUUGACUCCCCUGUUAUCAUAUUCAUCUUCAGACAGACAUUUCUCAGCAAAAAAACAAACCAAGUGUGCUUAAAAGAGAUCCUAAUUGACGUAAAGGCGCGUACGAAGCUUGCCAGAGUUGCCCGACCAGCUCUGAUUGGAUUAUUGCGCACGGGACAGGAGAACGCCGAGACGCAUCAGUGUGUGCAGCUCCUAGAACAUCUCAUCCGUUCAGUGUUCCACAGACAUCCACCAGAGACAAUAUGGGUCGGCUGUUACAUUCCGAAGACGGAGGCAAAAAUUCUCAGCAUCAAGAAAAACGCCUGCAAAAUUAUAUACUCAUCUCAAACACCAGAUAAUACCAGGGAUAGUGGGAACCCACUUUUCUGGCCAUUCCGGUGUUUGUUCUGGCCUCGGAGAAGAGGAGCCAGUGGCCAGGUCAGAAACACUUCAACCAGCAGGCAAAGAGGUAAUGCUGGAAAUAUGGAGGAAGGCAUCCCUCUGAAAACCAACUCCCUUUCUGAUAGACCUGAUGGGAGCCUGCUGAAGGGGACAGCUGAUGUUGUAACCAUUGUUAGGGAGUAGUGAACUGUAUGUAAUUAAACUAGUAGUUUAUCUACACUGUGAAGGAACUUGCUAUUAGUUCAGCUAUAUUCCUAUUUCCAUAGUGAUUCAAGCAGUUUUUAACGGUCGCUGAGGGGUGGGCAGCAAAUGUGGAAGAGAGAAGGGGAGCCCUGUGACAAGGGUCAGCGGCUGUACUGCUGACAUCACACACACACACACACACACACACACACACACACACACAGUGUGUCUAGCAUACAAUGCUCUGCACAGUAACCAUUCAGCUAUUGGGGUCUUCCUGUGAUUCAAGUAGUUAAAUUACUGUUUAACUACUGAAACUCCCAACAAUUAUGGGCCAUAAAAGGAAAGGAAUAAUUUUUUUUUUAUUUUACAAAACUGGAAGUGAGCAGUUCUCAGCCCUGGCAAGGACAUUUUCAGUGCCAAACAAAACUACCUGUUGGAUAAGAACUUUGAGAGACUGUUCAUAUCUUGGAGAAAAAAAAGAUAUUCUGCUCUGAAAACUUUAAAAAAUGUGCUCAAGUCAGUCAAACAGUCUAAAAAGGUGCAAGGUAAAUAUUUCUUUCUUUACUGUUUUAGCUGUUAUCAGAUAAUCCAAAUUUGUUUAUAACAAAAAUAUAACAUCCUUGCAAUUUUGUCUUUGAGAAAAGCCCUGAUGGGCUUGUUUCAUUUAGGACAGGUUUAGAUCUCAGGUAUUUAACUCAGUUGAGUGACAUUUUUUUGCUGGCAUGUGACCUUUUUGUAUUAUAUUUUGUAUAAUGUGUGUUGUCAAUUUGGUAAUUUUGUUUUCUAAGUAGUUUGAACUAUUUUUUCUAAAUAGCUUUAUUUAACCAAACUAGUUUUCUCCCUAGGGGAGCUUUGCUGUAGUUAAUCUUUUUGUGAAGUAACUGGUGGUGCUUUCAGAGUAGCUUUUCCAGCACUAGUCAUGACACAUGACUUGUGUCUGCAGGUCUAUGACUGUGCACAAUCCACUGUGAAGAGAAAAGUUUGCCUCAAGGUGCUACAGAGCCUUACUACACAUGAGUGUUUUUUCUAUUGUUGGCCAGUAUUCCCACUACCGAGCCAGUGCGAUUCUGAAGAUGUUGUUAAAUGGUCAGAUAUGUUGCUGUCCUGCUGAGUUACACAUUGUCUUUGAUGUACAGUGUUAGUCACAAAGGGAUUUAUUGUGUAUGUGUAGAAAGUUGAUCAAGAUGUAUCAGAGUAUUUAAUACUGCAGUUAUUAGACAAAGAUUUCAAGAUAUAUCCUUAGAUAGGCUUAAAUGUUGGUGUUUAAUGGCUUGAGACUGCAGUAUGGCAAAACUAAAAAAUCUUAAUUGAACACUGAUUUAGGAAUAUAUGUCACUAAAGCACAAUAUCACCUGACAUAAUAAGGGCCUUGAAGUGGGUCAUGCAUUACCUGUGCCUGAUUGUGAAGCCCUAUUGUAAGGGUCCAUGUUCAAAUCUAGUUUCAAGAGCCAUGUUGUUUGUGUUACAUAUUGCAUAUUCCAGCAUUAUUAGGGUCAAUUAUCACACUGGGAUCAGGUU
Messenger RNA from Monopterus albus (swamp eel), 2607 nucleotides. RefSeq lists its product as uncharacterized. The transcript has 3 exons. The coding region runs from base 124 to 1086 and encodes 320 amino acids. The record is from RefSeq and is a predicted model, not a curated record. NCBI's taxonomy places the organism in Eukaryota, Metazoa, Chordata, Actinopteri, Synbranchiformes, Synbranchidae.